GAGAGAGAGAGAGAGAUGGGCAGAAAUCCUAGCAGUGGUAAAGAUGGAUUGAAGUUGAAGAAAGGAGUUUGGUCGGCUCUUGAAGAUCAAAUCCUCAUCGAUUACGUCAAAGUUCAUGGCCAAGGGAAAUGGGGCAAAGUUCGUAAGGUAACAGGCCUCGAGAGGUGUGGAAAGAGCUGUAGGCUUCGGUGGUUAAAUUACCUAAGACCAGAUAUCAAGAGAGGAAACGUAUCGCUUGAAGAAGAGGAACUCAUCAUUAGGCUCCAUAAGCUCCUUGGCAACAGGUGGGCUCUUAUCGCGGGAAGGCUUCCUGGCCGGACAGAUAAUGAGAUAAAGAAUUACUGGAACUCCACCAUAAAGAAGAAGAUGGUCCAAGAAAACGGUGACCGGCCAAUGAACUCAAAGUGCGAGGAUGACAAGCUCACGAAGAACAAGCCCUUAAAUGAGACCGCCACGGCUGAAUCACAAGGUGAUGCCCAUCGUGAGAGUAAGCCGUGUAAUUCAGAAGGCGUCGUUUCAGAUAGAAUGAUGGAAUCAAUUGAAGAAAAAGGUGAGGGAGGAGAUUGUGAGGACGACACGAUUUCAUGGGAAAACAUGAUGAUGGACCUCAAUGUCGAGGAUAUGUGCAUGUCUGAGAAUCAGCACUCCGAGCUCUUUGAAGGCAAUGAAGAUGGAGGAAAUCAAAACGGGUGGAUUUCUGAGGAAAUGCUGUCUACAUGGGUUGCUGAGUUGCUGGGCUGAUGCAAGUCCUUCCAUGGUGCAACGACUCAUCGCAUUCUUAUCGAUAUCGAUCAAGAACACUCAGCAGGCACCUUGAUUUGGGUGGCAUCAUCGACUGCAAGAACAAU
Molecule: messenger RNA, 848 nt
Organism: Eucalyptus grandis
Lineage: Eukaryota; Viridiplantae; Streptophyta; Magnoliopsida; Myrtales; Myrtaceae
Product: transcription factor MYB8
Exons: 3
Coding region: 16-741 (241 amino acids)
Source: RefSeq, a predicted model, not a curated record